Molecule: messenger RNA, 980 nt
Organism: Nerophis ophidion (straightnose pipefish)
Lineage: Eukaryota; Metazoa; Chordata; Actinopteri; Syngnathiformes; Syngnathidae
Product: gamma-aminobutyric acid receptor subunit gamma-3-like
Exons: 7
Coding region: 228-980 (250 amino acids)
Biological process (GO): nervous system process; monoatomic ion transmembrane transport; regulation of postsynaptic membrane potential
Cellular component (GO): postsynapse; dendrite membrane; synapse
Molecular function (GO): transmitter-gated monoatomic ion channel activity involved in regulation of postsynaptic membrane potential; GABA-A receptor activity; GABA-gated chloride ion channel activity
Source: RefSeq, a predicted model, not a curated record
GACACCUUGUGGCGAUGGGAAAUACUGCGCGUCAAAAGUUUGGCACUUCCGGUUUAGUUUGGACACUUCCGGUUUACGAUGUUAGUUCAGUUCAUCAAAAAUGAGAAGUAGACGAGUUGUGUUAACUCUUACAAGCCUUGGAAAAGAUAAGUCUGAGCGGGAAUUCGCGGCGAGGCAUGAGGUGUGCUUGGGAGGACUUGUAGACCCGGAGCUCCUCGCCGACCAGCAUGUCCCCCACGCGGCUGCCGUGCGUGCUUCUCCUCGCGGCUCUCCAAGCAAGCGCCCUCACCGUGGACUACGAGGAAGACUACGAGGACGUCACCGUCCAGCAGAUGCUGGCUCCCAGGUCGCAGCAGUCCGACGCCACGGAGAUACUUAAUAACCUGCUCAAGGAGUAUGACCGGAAGCUCAGACCCGACAUUGGAGUGAAGCCAACCAUCAUAGACGUGGACAUAUUUGUCAACAGCAUCGGGCCCGUGUCCUCCAUAAACAUGGAGUACCAGAUCGACAUCAUCUUCGCGCAGACGUGGACGGACAGCCGCCUGCGCUACAACAGCACCGUGAAGAUAUUGACGCUCAACAGCAACAUGGUGGGCCUGAUCUGGCUGCCCGACACCAUCUUUCGAAACUCCAAGGAUGCGGACGCGCACUGGAUCACCGUGCCCAACCAGCUGCUCAGGAUAUGGAACGACGGCAAGAUCCUCUACACCUUGAGACUGACCAUCAAGGCCGAGUGCCAGCUGCAGCUGCACAACUUCCCCAUGGACCAGCACUCGUGCCCGCUCAUCUUCUCCAGCUAUGGAUACCCGAGAGAGGAGAUGGUGUACAAGUGGAGAAGGAACUCCGUGGAAGCGGCCGACCAAAAGUCUUGGCGACUUUAUCAGUUUGACUUCCUGGGCCUCAGAAACACGUCUGACAUCAUAACCACCACAGCAGGUAUUUUCAUGCUCAUACAUGAUAUACAUACAUUUAUAAUAUAA